This is a messenger RNA of Elaeis guineensis (African oil palm), 605 nucleotides long. The record is from RefSeq and is a predicted model, not a curated record. Lineage: Eukaryota; Viridiplantae; Streptophyta; Magnoliopsida; Arecales; Arecaceae.
GGUCAUGUGGAGGAUGUGAGGCGGCAAGUGCAAGAGGCUGUUCAAUCUCGUCAUAAAAUUGACAAAAUGUAUGCUGCUUUUACUGGUCAACCUUUGGAGAAGGUGCAGCAAUAUACUGAAAGGGAUCGUUUCUUCUCUUCGUCGGAGGCCUUAGAAUUUGGACUUAUUGAUGGGGUGUUGGAAACAGAAUAUUAGUUAGGAAACAGACGGUACCCUGUCAGAGUUCAUCGAUCAGGCAUUGCACACUUUAGAGGUGGACUUGCCCUACAAUUUGCAGGUUUGGUGGUUUGGUUGUCUCCUUUAUCUCCAGUGGACUUCUGAGCUUAGAAAUUCAAAGCCUUAACACAGAAAGCAGAAGCGAUCUGUAAUUUGAUGAUGUCAUGUAUAAUCAUUCUCAUGUGAUUGUAAAAAUUUUACGGUGCGAGACCCAUAUUUAGGCCUGCUGGUCAGGCUUGGUAGGGUUAUUCCAAUCUACUUAUAGUUUAAAUGGAAUUAUCUUCUCAUUUACUCAGUUUUCAUGUAAUUUGAAUGCGAGCCAAGGUGUAGAAAAUUAUCUGUCACAACUGUGGUUCUGCCAAUUUUAUUCAAUUCUUGAGUGUGCUCAA